This is a messenger RNA of Gaeumannomyces tritici R3-111a-1, 1872 nucleotides long. Its product is annotated as vanadium chloroperoxidase. The record is from RefSeq and is a predicted model, not a curated record. Gene Ontology annotation, molecular function: peroxidase activity. Lineage: Eukaryota; Fungi; Ascomycota; Sordariomycetes; Magnaporthales; Magnaporthaceae. The transcript has a single exon. The coding region runs from base 82 to 1872 and encodes 596 amino acids.
CGAGUCCGAGCGUCGCCGCCACCACGAAUCGUUGAAUAUUUCUUCACGCUUAGCAAAGCAAUAUCCACCCCCGUCUCCAUCAUGAUUCCCAUUCUUCCUCCCACCGGCGAGCCUGCCGAGUACAACGACAACUACAUCCUGUACUGGAACAAUCUUGCCUUGGACCUCAACCGCCUGUCGCACUCGCUCCCCACCAAUCCCCAGGGAGGCCCCGCCGCUUCCUCGCGGGUGCUGGGCAUCUUGCAUCUUGCCAUCCACGAUGCCUACUUCGCCAUCAACCCGCCUGCGGACCAGUCCUUCACCUGCUAUCUUGCCGAGCUGCCGCCGCACGGUGGCCUGAUGGAUGCCAGGACGGCCGUUGCGGGUGCCGCCAUCACGGCCCUCGAAAUGCUGUACACAACCCCAUCGGCCGGCAUCGCCACGGCCACCACGUUCGCCAUGAGGCAGACGAUUGGUCAAGCGAUUGACGGGUUCUCCAACCUGGACGCCAGGCUCCCCGAGUACCAAUUCGGCGCGGCCGUGGCGAGGGCCCUCAUCGCGCUCCUGAUCCCGCCCAACGACCCCGGCGUCGGCCAGGGCGCCUAUCGCACCAAGGAGGGCCCUUAUAAGUUCAGGGUCGAGCCGAAUCAUCCGGUGCGCCUAGUCCCCGUCGACCCCAACAACCCUAACGGCCCCAAGCAGGCCAUAGCCGAGUCCUAUGGCCCCUUUUACGGCGGCGUGCGCCGCUUCGCGGUCCAAACGGACGACCACGUCAUCGCGGACCCGCCGGCCGGCGCGGCGCGCGAGGACCCCGUCGAGGACAUCGACUCACUCCUAGACACGAUCCGGUCGGGCGUCGUGCCCGAGGACAACCGCUCCCGCCGCUCGCCGUCGCAGAACGUCACGGCCCACUUCUGGGCCUACGACGGUACCAACCUGAUCGGCACGCCGCCGCGCCUGUACAACCAGAUCCUCCGCAAGCUCGCCUUUGAGCGCCGCCCGGACACGUCCGACCUCGCGGCCGAGGCGAACAACGCCGACUUCGCGCGCCUCCUCGCGCUGUGCAACGCGGCCAUGGGCGACGCCGGCAUCUUCUCCUGGCGCGAGAAGUACACCUUUGAGAUCUGGCGCCCGCUGACGGGCGUGCGGGAGCACCCCUCGGGCCUGGGCGACCCCUUCUUCCAGACGGUCGGCAGCCCCGAGACCAACAACAACGGCAUCUCGUUCAAGCCGCCCUUCCCGGCCUACCCCUCGGGCCACGCCACCUUUGGCGGCGCCACCUUCCAGAUGGCGCGCCUCUACUACAAGCGACGCGACGGGCUCGACUUCGCCGACGACGCGCCCGACGACAUCGGCCUCGAGUUCGUGUCGGACGAGCUCAACGGCGUCAACCGCGACCUGCGCGAGGACUACGACCCGGCGCGCCCCAUCACGCAGCAGGUCGGGACGGUGCGCACGCGCGUGCCGGUGUGCUUCUCGUCGCUGUGGGAGAUUAUGCACGAGAACGCGCUCUCGCGCGUGUUCCUGGGCGUGCACUGGCGCUUCGACGCCUUUGCGGCUCGGGACGUGCUGGUGGCCAACCCGAACCCGGAGCCGGGCGCGUCGCCGUACGCGCUCAACCCUGACGGCUCGACCCGGUACAAGCCCGUGGCCGAGGUGCGGUACGAGACGCGCGCGUCCCGGUUCGACCGGGACGGGCUGUUCCCCAUCGGCGGCGUGCCGCUCGGCAUCGGCAUCGCCAAUGAAAUCUUUUCGGCUAACCUGCAGCCCACGCCCGAGAACGCGCAGCCGGGGCAGACGACGCAGGGGCUGGCCGCCGGCUCGGGCAAAGGGCAGGGGGCGCAAAGGAAGCUGAACGGGACGAACGGGACGAACGGGGGUGUGGCGGCGUGA